Molecule: messenger RNA, 1008 nt
Organism: Naegleria lovaniensis
Lineage: Eukaryota; Heterolobosea; Eutetramitea; Acrasida; Naegleriidae
Exons: 1
Coding region: 1-1008 (335 amino acids)
Cellular component (GO): mRNA cleavage and polyadenylation specificity factor complex
Molecular function (GO): mRNA binding
Source: RefSeq, a predicted model, not a curated record
AUGAGCAAAACCAACAGAAAUCCUUCGCGGUGUGUGUUCAUUGGUAAUAUUGCCUAUGAUGCUCCGCUGGAAAAGUUGAAACAACUGUUCAAUGAGGCCGGAACAGUUGUAAAUUUUAGAAUGGUCUAUGAUCGUGAAACGAACAAACCAAAAGGCUAUGCUUUUUGCGAAUUUGGUGAUGAAACAAGUGCAAUGGCUGCGAUGAAGAAUUUGGAUGGAAGAGACUUUAAUGGAAGAAAAUUGAGAGUGGAUUUUGCUGAUAAUAAUAAGAUUAACAUGCCAGGAGAAGGAGAGGCUCCGAUUUCAUCAUCGGGAAAUAUUGGCGGAGGCUCCACUAUCACAUCAGGUCCCAUGAUGACUAAUGUAGGUAUGGGAAUGCCACCAAGAAACGAUCCUAGACUAGGUAAUCAAAUGGUGGAUAUGAAUCCUUCCAUGAUGAUGAGUACACCUAUGAUGACCGUACCUUCAUCGGGAAGCUAUGAUAUACUACAAGAUAUUUCUCAAGAUCCAGUCAUGGAUGCUUUAAAACAAAUUCCAAAACAACAACUCUAUGAAUGCCUUUUGGAAAUGAAAGAAUUAGUUCAAACAAAUCCAGAUUUAGCUCGACAAAUUUUAGCACAAAAUCCAACGUUAGCAGUAGUAAUUUUACACAUACAGUAUAUAUUGGAAAUGAUCAAUCAACCUUUUGUUCCAAUGGUAAUGCAACAACCUAAUCAAAUGGUGAUGCCAUCACCUCAAAUGCAAAUGCAACCUCCUAUGGGCGGCAUGGGAAUGGCUACUGAUCCUAGGAUGAAUAUUGACCCAAGAAGACCUCCACCACAACCACAACAACCAUCUUCGUCAAUGCCACCUAAUAGCGAGAUUCAAGCUAUAUUGUCUGGAAUGACUAAUGAACAGAAAGAGCAAAUAAUGAAUCUUAAUGAAGCUACGAUUCUCACACUGAACUCUGCUCAACAAACACAAAUUAGAAUGAUUAGAGAAUAUCUCCAAGCUGCACGAAGAAUGUAA